Messenger RNA from Drosophila albomicans, 970 nucleotides. RefSeq names its product protein takeout-like. The record is from RefSeq and is a predicted model, not a curated record. Bases 97 to 939 code for a protein of 280 amino acids. The transcript is spliced from 4 exons. NCBI's taxonomy places the organism in Eukaryota, Metazoa, Arthropoda, Insecta, Diptera, Drosophilidae.
GCUCAACAGUGAGAACACACUCGCAUUACGCAUUGCAGUAGCUAAGUAGUCGUCAGAUACAUUUGUUCGAGAUUCAGAUACUUGUAAGCAGUCGACAUGAGCAGCACGCGACACAACAGCAAUCCGCUUAGCUUUUUCUGCGGCUUGUUGGCAAUCUUUUGGUGGAACGGGGUCGCCUUCAAUGUAGAUGCCGUGGAAUUCUACACCGAGAAGCCAUCGUUUUUACCCUCGUGUCGCAUCUAUGAGCCCGGCUUCACAAAGUGCUCCACAAACAGCAUUCAAAAACUAAUUGAUCAACUUCAUGUUGGUAUACCAGAAAUUGUCGAGAAAUAUGGAACGUGGGAUCCGAUGCACGUCAGAGACAUUGUCUUCAAGCAGGAUAACGUUGAAGUCGCCACCAUCAGAGCCAAUCUUACCGAUGUCGUCGUUAAAGGAUUUUCCCAAACAAAGAUCAAGGAAAGCCGCGUGAGCAAGAAGGACUUUCACUGGCAAACUAAAAUCUUUUUGCCCAAAAUGCGAUUAGAUGCCAAAUAUAAAAUGCAGGGUCGCAUUCUAUUGAUACCGCUUAGCGGGGAGGGCAACAUAUUUAUAGAGAUCGAAAAUCUUGAUAUUCUGAUGUACACAAAGACGCGACUCUACGAGAAGGGCGGUUUCACCUUCGAUAAUGUGACAGCGGUGCAAGUGAAGCUAAAUAUGUCUCGAGUUCGCACCCAACUGGACAAUCUUUUCAAUGGUCGCAGCAAGGAGGUGGAACGUAGUACAAACCAGUUCUUUAACGACAAUUGGCGUGAUUUCUAUGAAGCAUUGCGACCUCUGAUCGUUGAUACGGUGGAAAACAUAUUGAAGGACAUUAUGUCGGCUGUUUUCCAUUUAAUACCGGCAAACUUCUUCGUCGAGGAUAUUCCCACACCACAGCAACUGUACGGGACAACAACGUAAAACACGAAUAUGAUAAUAAUAUCUAAUUAAA